CUGAUGUGUGUGUGUGUGUGUGUGUGUGUGUGUGUGUGUGUGUGUUACAGAGAGCGCGUCCCUGCUCUGAGCCUCUUCAGUAAUCAGAGGAGCGCAGAUUCGGAAGUCACUCAUCCCUGAUCACACGCAGGUGCAGGAACGUGCUCUGAGACGUUUGAGAUUCAGGACUGAGAGAAUGAAGCGAGUUUGGGUGAAAUGGACCGUCUCUUGUGCUCUUGUGCUUCUACAGACGUGUCUGGGGCAGAAGGACUGCACUGGAGUGGACUGUCCAGGUUUGGAGCACUGCAUUGAGGAGGUGCUGGAGGGCGGAGCCUGCUGUUCCACAUGUCUGCAGCGAGGCUGCACUUGUGAAGGUUAUCAGUAUUACGACUGCAUCAGCGCUGGCUUUAAAAAGGGGAAGGUUCCGGAAGGAGAGUCGUACCUGGUGGACUCGGGCAGUACGGAGUGCAUGUGUCCGGCUGGCGGAGGCAGGAUCAGCUGUCGCUUCAUCCCGUGUCCUGAUGUUUCUCCUCACUGCAUCGAGUUUUCCGACUCAACCGAAACGUGUCCUCACUGCCUGCGUCUCGGCUGCGUCUACAACCACCAGAAACACGAAGCAGGCCACUCGUUCCACAUGGACCCCUGUCAGGUGUGUCACUGCCCCAAUGACGGAGGUGACCUGAUGUGCUCAGUGAUUCCUGAUUGCUUCUCAGAAGCAACCAACAAGCCUGAGGGAGAGAAGAAUGACCUAGAGAUCUUCAAAACCGCUGAAGAUACCAUCAGUGAAAGCAACACCUUUCCCAGUAACUCAGUACCGAUUUACCCUGACAACACGUCACAGAUGGAGGACAGUGACGAUUAUAACUAUUUCUCAGAAGCCACCGCGAAUCCAGAUGAUAUCACUCCAUCUCCUGCAGCUCCUCAAGCUCAUGAAGACACCAGGAAGGAACUCAGAGAGACUCUGGGUACGUAUGAAGCCGAAUCUACUGAAGAAGGAACUGAAGACUCUGCGUACUCUACUACGGCUAAAGAAGAGUCUUCUGAGAAGCUCUCUGAAAGCGUUGUUGGACACACUCAGGUUCCUCUAAUAGAAACCAGACCCAAUACUACAGACGAUAUCAGGAGAACUGAGACAAUUCCAGAAGAUCACAGGAACCUCCAAAACACCAUCCCAGAACUCAACACCUUUCCUGAAGUGCACUUCAUCUCCACAACCUUAGCACCGAUGAAUGUGAGGGAACACGAAGAUCAUAACCAGCCUCAAACCCUGGGGAGAUACCACCUGGAGAGAAACGACCUCCAGCUAACAUCCGACGCAGAGAGUGUCACUUUCAGGGAGGUUAGUGUGUGUUGUGCGGCGGGGGAGAACUGGGCUUCAUCUCAUGGACACUGCAACAACAUGGUACCCAUAAGGACAGAAUCGGGUUCUACCUGCCGGUCUGUUGAGAGACAGUGCUGUUUAAGUUCCCUGAGAGAGAGUCGGUGUUCGUCUGGAAUUAACAUGGCGAGACGGGGACGUGACUGUGGAGGCGACGACGUGGAUCUCUGUGACUCGUAUUCGGAGUGCUGUAGGUGCUGUGCUCUGGGUCUGCGUCUGAGAGAACAGCGAGAGUCAUGUGACCCUCCACCAGCUUUGGGUCAAACCUGUAGCCACGCCCUCCUUACCUGCUGUGAGAGGAUUCACCCAGCCAAUCAGAGCACAGUCAGGGAGAAGACACACCCCCGAGCCACCAGCCCACCCAGGAGAGUGUCUGAAGGUCCUGAGCACCAGGCGUUCUCUCUGGAGGAGGUGGACGAGACGGAGAACAUGGUGGAGGGUGUGGAGGAUGUGGAUGAGUGCCGUGUGUACGCCGGGCAGCUGUGUCAUCAUCAGUGUGUCAACACACAGGGAUCGUACGUGUGUGUGUGUUUCCCUGGAUUCGUCCUGCAGCCGGAUGGGAUUCAGUGUCUGCAGGAAGUGAUGGAGGAAGAGGAUGACAAUCAGGAUGAAGGCCAACUGGAAGCAGAUGAUGUCUUUAGUGUGAUCCCCAAACCAGUGGAAACAACCACCAUGACCUCCACAACGACCUCCACCACCACCAGCCCUCCACCUCCUGCUGUUCUAGAUCCUUGUGAAGGAAACGGGCGCUGUGCCCAGCGCUGCCACCCGUUGGAGGGUCAAGCUCACUGCUCCUGUUUCCCAGGGUUCUCUCUGAUGCCUGAUGGACGCUCGUGUGAAGAUGUGAACGAGUGCACGCUGGGAGCUCACAGCUGCGGCUCAGGGUUUGACUGCAUCAACACGGCCGGCUCGUUUAGCUGCAGGUCCAGACCCAGGUGUUUGGGAGGAUUCGCUCCGGACUCGCGGGGCCAUUGCGUGGACGUUGAUGAGUGUAGGACCGUCUCACAGCCCUGCAGUCCCGGGUUUAACUGCAUCAACACGGUCGGAUCGUACACCUGCCAGCGCAAGAUCAUCCUGUGUGGCAGAGGCUAUCACUCCAGUCCUGACGGCACCAGGUGUCUCGAUGUUGACGAGUGUGAAAGCAGAGUGCAUCGCUGUGGAGAAGGUCAGAUCUGUCAGAACCUUCCUGGAACAUACCGCUGUGACUGUCCUCCAGGCUAUCAGUACGACUCGUACAGGAGGACAUGCGUAGAUGUGAACGAAUGCUGGCGUUACUCGGGCAGACUGUGUGCUCAGACGUGUGAGAACACUCCAGGCUCGUAUCACUGCUCCUGCACCCCGGGAUUCACUUUAUCCAGUGAUGGCAAGAACUGUGAAGACGUGAACGAGUGUUUGAGCAGUCCGUGCAGUCACGAGUGUGUUAACAUCUACGGCUCGUACCAGUGUUACUGCAGACAGGGCUACUACCUGCGCGAGGACACACACACCUGUGAAGAUGUUGAUGAAUGCACUCAGAGCGUCGGUCAUCUCUGUGCCUACAAGUGUGUUAACGUUCCCGGAAGCUACAACUGCGCUUGUCCUGAACACGGAUACAGCAUGGCUCCAAACCAGCGCUCCUGCCUCGAUGUAGACGAGUGUUCACUCGGAGCUCACAACUGCACAUCAGAGGAAACCUGCUACAACAUCCACGGUGGAUUCCGCUGUCUGUCCUACAGCUGUCCGGCAAACUACCGCCGAGUCGCAGACAUCCGGUGUGAGCGAAUCAGCUGCUUGAACUCUGUGGAGUGCCAGAACUCUCCGGUGAGGAUCACGUACUACCAGCUGAGCUUCCAGACCAACAUCAUCGUCCCGGCGCUGAUCUUCCGCAUGGGUCCGUCUCCCGCCUACACCGGCGACAACGUCAUCAUCCGCAUCGCCAGCGGCAAUGAAGACGGAUACUUCAGCCCCCGGAAGCUGAAUGCAUACACUGGCGCCAUCUACCUGCAGCGCCAGCUCCCGCAGCCGCGUGACUUUCUGCUCGAUGUGGAGAUGAAGCUGUGGAGGCAGGGCACCUUCACCACCUUCCUUGCACGGAUCUACAUCUUCAUCUCGGCUAACGCCGUCUAACGCUGGACACAUGCGGCCUUCAUGAAUCUCACCUAAAACCUGCAAUGAAAUGUGUUGAUUUUAUUAUUAUUAUUAUUAUUAUUAUUACUACGAUGCGAUUACAGUAUGCAGUUUAUGUGCCUACACAAUGUUCACAAUCACAAAUUCACAUCCCACAGCUGUAACGUUAAGUAGGCGAGGCCAAUUGUUUUACAAUAAAGACCAAAGAGGGCGGGGCUAAGAAAAAUA
Molecule: messenger RNA, 3691 nt
Organism: Silurus meridionalis
Lineage: Eukaryota; Metazoa; Chordata; Actinopteri; Siluriformes; Siluridae
Product: fibulin-2-like
Exons: 16
Coding region: 176-3463 (1095 amino acids)
Cellular component (GO): extracellular region
Molecular function (GO): calcium ion binding
Source: RefSeq, a predicted model, not a curated record